Molecule: messenger RNA, 2324 nt
Organism: Jatropha curcas
Lineage: Eukaryota; Viridiplantae; Streptophyta; Magnoliopsida; Malpighiales; Euphorbiaceae
Product: zinc ion binding protein
Source: RefSeq, a predicted model, not a curated record
CGGACUUUACCUGAUUUCCUGAAACGAGGAAACUGCGAGAGGAGAGGAGAGAACUGGAAAGCCACCAAGCCAAAAUGGAGUGUGCCGGUAAGGGACGCGGAACUCGGUGCGUUGGCCCGCCUACAAGACGCUGUGGUAGCUGUGGUGCUGUUGCAUAUUGCUCCAUCUCUCACCAGAUUUCGCAUUGGAGUGACCAUAAAGAAGAGUGUGAAAGGCUAGAGCAACAAAUGAAUCGUACAGAUGAUUUGUAUGAUUUCCCUUUCACUUUCACUCAAGAAGCUACACUUGAGGUUUUUGAAAAGCGGGAGAGUAGGUGUUCGUUUUUGAGCAAAAGAGGCAUUCAUCGAUUGGGGAUGUGGAUGUGCGAAUGCCAUUGUUGGGUAUCAUCUGUUUCUUUUGAUUGCUUAAGGUCAGAGGAUGAAGGAUGGAAUCUCUCCAGUCAUCUAUGCCCAUGUCGUGCGCCUGCAGCUCCAAUGCCGAAACAUUUAAGUAGCUGGAUGGAUUACUAUGAGUGGAGAUGCAUCCCACUACAUUCACCAGUUGCUUUUCUUCUUCAUUGGCCACUUACAAUUUACCAUGCUGCCCAAGUUUCUUCUGCAAGAAGCUUGAAUGUUGAAAGCUGUAAUGAAUUAUGCAUACACUAUCUUGGGCCAGAAAAGGAGCUUCUACAGCUAGCUGCCUUUGGAGAGUUGCAUGCACUUUUCCCUGGCAUGAAGGUGCAUAUAGAACUGAUUGGACCUGCAAUUCCAAAAGAAAGGGAUGGUCAGAAGAUUGGUAUUCGCAGUUAUGCUCAUUGCUUGGAAACAGAUUGCAUUUGCAGGUCCUCAAUGCAAACUAUGGACAGUAGUUCAAUUACUGAUAAACCAUCAAAAGUGACUCUACAAUUUCGGAGAGGAUUUUACCAUGAACGUUACAGGGAUUUAGUGGAGGAUUCAUUUCCUCACUUGGUCGUUGCCCCAAAUGCUGGCAUCGCUGCUUACCCGAGUUGGUUACCUACUGUUGAGCUGAUAAAUAAGAAAGGUGUCCCAGCAGUAUUUUCUGAUUAUUGUGAGGAAGCUUGUCAUCUAGCAGCUUGCUGCAUAACCAGUGUAACUGGUCGUCCUCUCACCCUUCCGGUUCAAAUAAAUCCUUUCAGACAGCCGGUGGUGGUAGAAGAAAGCACUCUGCUUCUCCCCUGCUAUUCAAAUUGCUUUCUGUUUGGGAUGUAAAGUGGCCAGCUUAACAGGAUAAGAAUUGCUUUAUUUCUUGUUAUGAAUUAAAGGCCAUGGCUGUAUAAUCAGACCAGAUAACGUGGAUUCAUUCAGGAAUUUUUUUUUUUUCCAGUGGCUGCUUCAAGCACAUUGCUUGAAUCGGCAACAGUAGGACACUGGCAAUCGGGAAAUGUUUAGCACUGGAGCAAGUUAGCAUUCUCCAGCGGGGGAUCAUGAAGGCUUGGUAAACAUCUCUGAGUGUGUCCUUGUAUGCUAUGGAUUACAGUUGCAGCUGUUGAUUGUGGGUUUCAUGCAAUUCAAGCAAGAUUAAGAAGGCUUUCUACCAGGGUAAUUUACAUUAUCAACAGUGCUUUCUGUUCUGUCCAAGCAAUUCAUAUUAGUAGGCUUUCAGAUGUGUCUGGUGAGUUUGGAGAGAGAUGGUUUGCGAAGCAGUUUCCAAGGAAAUCAAAAUGCAAGUUUAUGACAUUACCUCCUUUUUGAGUAACUAUGCAACAGCAGCCAAGUGUUUUGCAGCCAGAGCUGUUAGUUGAGCAACAAUAUGUAGAAUUUUAUCUUUAAAGCUUUGACGUCAAUUGCAGUACACCCUUUAUAUGGAUGAGCUGGAAGAUGGAAGGAAGUAGACAGUUGAACCUUGCAAAAUAGGUAUGUGGAGGGGGUGAGCUUGGCUCGAGCAUUCAAUUCCUAUAUUUGGUGCUGUAAUGGAAGUGAAAAUGCAAAGAAAUGGUAGGCUAAAGAUCCACAUGGAGGUUAAAACUGAAUCUUCCAUGGCUGCUUUGAUUAAACUGAAUCUUGUUUUUGCAGUGUUGAGUUGAGAGGGAAGAGAAAAACAAGAAAAGUCAAGUCAAAUGAGGAAUAUCCAAAUAUGUGGUUUAGUGAUAUAAAACGGGGAAAAUAGGUUCUAAAGAUCUUUCUUCAUUAAUAUGGAGGUGGAAAUUGGGUUGAGCGUGCAGUGACCCAUUGGAGUAUUCACCUUCUAGUCGGCAGUUUGUAUUUUUCAGGAUUAUGUACUUGUUUCACACUUGGACAUACCAAUUAAUUCUUUAGUUUAUAUACAUUUCGUAAAAAUUUUGAGAAAGGUGAUCAAUUGCACAAAUUAUUUUACAUUUGUGUAUA